AUGUUACCAACCAAAUAUCAAAAAAAUUCUGUCGAUUUCAAACGUCAAUAUGUAAGGAAGCAAUGUGGAAUAUAUGAUGAAAGUAAUGAGAAGGACGAUGACAACUACGAGAAUCAAGAUCCAGAGAACGUUGAAAGUGGAAAUGAGAAUCAAGCUAACAGGAAAGAUCGUUCAAAAAACGAACUAACGGCUAAUUCAGAAAUAGAACGAAUAAUAAAACUAUGGUUCUCAAACAGUUUUACAAAAUCACUUAGGGUAUUAUGGGGCACAAGUGGUUACCCGCAUUUAAUGUGUAUUUAUAAAAUUCUAACUGUGCGUGAUCGUCGACCCGGGAAUGGUAAGUAUGAUCUUCAAUCAACUGCUCGACAAACAUCAUCAUCAUCAGUAUCAGUCGACAUACACCCAAUAGAAUGUACCAUGGUGCUUAAUGCACAUGGAAAUAAUUCCACAAUCGAGCCAGCGGAAACAACGAUAGAUGAAUAG
Didymodactylos carnosus is the source of this 483-nucleotide messenger RNA. The record is from the annotation of a GenBank genome assembly. NCBI's taxonomy places the organism in Eukaryota, Metazoa, Rotifera, Eurotatoria, Philodinida, Philodinidae.